UGCCUAUUCCGUCAUCCCAUACACCCCAUACACCCCGACAACAUGCGCUUCCAUGGACUCAAGAGUGGUACACCUAAUAGCAGGAUAAAUGCUGUGAAGGGUGUUGUUUUUGAUAUGGAUGGUACUUUGUGCCUUCCACAGACGUACAUGUUCAAGGAGUAAGAGUUAUGUACCCAUUAUGGACGAACACUGUUCACUCACGACUGGAAAGAAUGCGACAAGCCUUGAAAAUUGCCCCUGCCAUCGACAUCUUGGACCACAUCCACAGUCUUCCACAACCAGAGCAAUCAGAAGCUGAGGAAGCAAUUCGCUCAAUCGAACGAAGAGCGAUGCAGGAAAUGAAAGCUCAACCAGGUCUCCGCGAAUUAUUCGCCUUUCUCGAGCACCAAGGCAUACCCAAGGCUAUAUGCACACGUAAUUUUCCCGUACCAACGAACCACCUUAUCAGCACUUUCCUAGGGGGACUGGAUGUCUCGCCGGUGGUAACGAGAGAGUUUCGACCGCCGAAACCACAUCCGGCGCCUAUAUUGCACAUCGCGGAACACUGGAAUGUGGAUCCACAAGCAGUGAUUAUGGUCGGUGAUUCGGCUGACGAUUUAGAAGCCGGCAAGAGAGCUGGCGCUGCGACUGUGCUCCUGUUGAGUGACGUGAAUGGGCAUCUGAAGGAUACGGCAGAUGUGGUCAUUGCUUCCCUUACUGAGCUGAUACAGGUUUUGGAAAACGGGUUUUAGGCCCUCAUAUAGUUGCGGAUCUAUGGUAUAUGCAAACCCAUCAAUGCGUAAUGGCA
Saitoella complicata NRRL Y-17804 is the source of this 787-nucleotide messenger RNA. RefSeq names its product HAD-like protein. Lineage: Eukaryota; Fungi; Ascomycota; Saitoellomycetes; Saitoellales; Saitoellaceae. The record is from RefSeq and is a predicted model, not a curated record. Bases 168 to 731 code for a protein of 187 amino acids. The transcript has 8 exons.